Messenger RNA from Podarcis raffonei (Aeolian wall lizard), 2197 nucleotides. It is a transcript of the gene SHBG, whose product is annotated as sex hormone binding globulin. Gene Ontology annotation, molecular function: steroid binding. NCBI's taxonomy places the organism in Eukaryota, Metazoa, Chordata, Lepidosauria, Squamata, Lacertidae. Bases 374 to 1645 code for a protein of 423 amino acids. The transcript is spliced from 8 exons. The record is from RefSeq and is a predicted model, not a curated record.
CUUACCUCUCCUAUCGUCUGUUCAAAUAAAACCAUUUAGAACAAAGGGAAAGAAACGCCGUGUGGUCCGGAGAGGCUGGCGAACGGAGAAGACGAGUCCAGGUGGCGAUUUUUGGGCACCAGGAUGGAAGAUGCAGGAGCACACCUGGAUGUGCCGUGAAACUCCAGAGAGCCGGGCUCAGGCUCCGGGCCCCCAAACCCCGUCUCCCUGCCCCCAUGGAUUUCUGCUGCGUCCAUGCAAGCCUUGACCUGAUGAGUUUAUGUCAACAACCUUUCCUGACAGUGCAGAAUUAUCGCUGUUUGCCCACCGCAUAUCCCGGCUCGCGGCUGCAGUCUCUGCCAGACUCUGUUGAAUCUUGACGCUCUCCGGAGAAAUGAACCCCAUCUGGCCUUGUCUGGUCCUCCUGGUGGUCUCAGGACCCUCUCGGGCGGCCGGGGAGCGGCUGCAGGACAUCUUGGGGGUCCACGUUCCCAAGUACGGCCAGUGCUUCCAGUCCGUCUCUGGAGAGGCAGGUGCUUUGAACGUUGGGCAGAGAUGGGGAGACCCCUCCCCGACAGCCACAUUGGUCAUUGAUCCACGUACGGUGACAAGUGCCACCUCCUAUUUCGACUUCCGCACCUUCGACCCGGAAGGCGUGAUCUUCUACGGGGACAUGAGCCCCGGAGUCAACUGGUUCCUCCUGGCUCUGCGCAACGGGAAGCCCGAAAUCCAGAUCCACAACACCUUGACGAACGUCACCGUUUCCGGGGGGCGGCGCCUCGACGACGGCCAGUGGCAUCGGAUCAUGGCGAAGAACGAGGGGCACACGGUCCUGCUGGCGGUGGACGGCGUUGACCAGCUGACCCUCAACCACGUCUCCGAAGCCAUUGUGGAGGCCCCUGUCUUCGCCCUGCGCAUUGGCGUCGGGGGCUUGCUGAUCCCCAUGGAGGAGCUCCUUGUCCCACUCAACCCGGCCAUGGAUGGCUGCAUGAGGCGAUGGAAUUGGCUGAACAAAAGCACCGAAUGGCUGGAAGGGACGUCUCUGGAGGACAAAGACACCAAGGUCUGCUUCCCCACCAUCCGCAGGGGGAGUUUCUUCCCGGGGAACGGACUGGCCACCUUCUCCCUAUCAGGCCUCCCUACCGGAGUCAUCUCUGCCAACCGGAGCUGGUCCCUGACUGUGGAGAUGUGGAUCGGGGCCGCACCGCAGUCAGCGCCCCUGCUGGCUGCUUCCGCUUUCCCCCUGCGCUUGAGCCUGCAUCGCACGGAUCUGAUGGCUCACCUGGGGAACAAGACGGUCCUUCAGGUGCCCUUCCCCCUGGGGGGCUGCCUGGACGCCCCCCUGCUCCUGAGCAUCACCCCGUCCCACGCCACUCUCCGCCUGGGCGACACGGAGACCUCGAAGCCCACCCCAAAACUGGAUUUCGAAAGCCUGAAGCACAUCUGGCUGGGGAAAAAGGGGGACUUCGUCGUUGGGGGGCUGCCUGGACAGGAAAAAUUCCCGGCGGCCCAGGAGAGGAGUUUCUUCCGGGGCUGCCUGCGUGGGAUCCGGGUUCAAGGCCACGAGCUGGACUUUGACGAGGUGCAAUCCAGGAGCAACACUAUCUGGCCCCACAGCUGCCCCGGAGCCGACGUAGGGCAGGCCAAGGCGGACCAAGAGGAUUAGGGAGUACGGCGGCGCAUCUUUUCCCGAGAAGCCGCCAUCCUUUUCCCAAGCAAAAGCACACACACCCAUCUCCUGCCCCCCCCCCAGCUCACUAAUCCCCCUUUGCACAUUUAACGCACAACGAGGUCGCUCUCAACAUUCACAGCUUCUCCCCCAAGGGAUCCUGGGAAAUGUAGUUCGCCACGGGUGCCAAAAACAGGAGAGACAGGAUGCUGGUGCGACCUGUCCAGCCCAGCUUCCUGUUUUCAUGGCGAGCAGGAUCCGAGUGCGAGAGUCGCUAUCCCAGCUGUGGGGGCAGUGCAUAGCCAUUGUGGCAAGGAGCCUUUGACAGCUCUCUCCUCCAUGAGGGUUGUAAGGCCGUCUGUCAUGGGUGCUUUAGCUGGGAAUCCCGCAUUGCAGGGGGUUGGUUUGGAUGACCUCCGGGGUCCCUUCCGACUCUACGGCUCUGUGAUUCCAAGGAGACCCUGUACCCUUCAGCAACUUACAAUUCCCAUAGCUGGUGGUUAAACUACUCUGCGAAUGGUUCCUCCAUGAACAGAGGACUCUCCUCUU